CUGGGAAUAUAAAAGCUAAUUGUGAGACAUGAGUGAGCUGUUGGGCCACAAUGACUGCAUGAAGAGCCUCCGGAAAGACCUGGUGGAUAUUCAGGGUGCGAUUAUGGACGUGGUUUCUAGAACCGGACCGAUCAGUUACACCUCCUGGAAGUUUCCCAACAAAUUGGCGAGCGAUCUGGAUUUGGUGGACCUGCUAGAGGAGUAUGACUUCGUCGAUGGAGAGGACGCAUACAAUCAGCACUCGCAUGUUGUUUUACUGGAGCUAGUGGUUGACAGACUCCUCUUCCUACUGCAAAGCGUCAGUGUUUAUACUGAGCUGCAGAGGGGAAGACAGGGAAGAGACCAAAUCCAUCAAAAAGGAUGCCUUUCAGUGGGCCUUGUGGUUAGGAACUACUGGGGUACUUUGCUUCAGUGUGUGAACAGAAAGGAGAACUCCAAAGACAUAAAACAGACAAAAACAAAGACAUUAGAUUACUCAAAGACAGAGUCAUAUGUGUCUUCCCCAACUAGCUCAAGCACUCACUUAUGCAGAAAUUGUUCAUCUGCUUCCUUUUCACCAACCUCACCCCAGAAAAGCGAACAUUCAGGUCCAACUCACAAUGCUCCAUUCUAUUCUAAAGCCAAACACCACAAUACUGCCUGUCAGACGACAACGUCAUCCCUCAUUCCCUGUGAAGCGUGUCAUAGAGUCCAGUCCCUUCUGAGAAACACAGGAGAUGCUUUGAUAGACCUUUUCCAGAGUGAGGGUCUACCCUCGUCUCUUAAGCGUCUCUCAGGCGCCAUGAAAGACACGGUGGGUCCGGGACAGAUGACGGCGGGUGAUGUCACCCAGUGGGCCCAAGAGCAACUCAGGGACAUGCGUUGCCUCGCAAAGCACCUUCAGGAUGUGCAGAGUACCAUCCGGCCUCUUCGAGAAGCCCUCGCAAAAGCGGAAACAGAUCGAAACGGGUUCAGUUCUCAGCUGGUAAGCGCGAAGAAGGAGUUCCAGCAGGAGGUGGAAAAACACCAGGUCUGCAUGGUCCAGCUGGAGUCUUCCCUACAGAAAGCAGAGAGGACCGCACGAGAAAGACAGCAAAGGCUACAAGAAGAACAAAAGCAAUCUAAAAGAGAAAUUUUGUCAUUGGAGGAGAGCAACACAAGACUCAAGGAGAAAGUAAAACUCCAGCAAGAAACGUUGGAAACACUCGUGGGUGAAAAAGAGGGACUUCAACAGAAAGUGGAAACACUACAAAGAGAGGAGGAGACCUGCUGUGAACUGCAGCAAAUGAUCCAGAAGCUCGAGACUCAGCUUAGUGACACGCGACUUCGUCUUGACAAGGAGAAGGCCAAGUAUCAGAGCGCUUUCCGUCAACAGGAGUCAAUGCAGGCCAAGCAGAAGUCCUUAUUAAAGAGAGUCGAUGCUCUUGACGAAGAGCGUGAAGAACUACAGAGGCAGUUGGAAGAAAAAGAAGAGGUACAGACCAACUUAGACAAUCAGCUGAAAACGAUAAUUGAUUUGAAGGAGCAGCAGCAGGCUGAACUCUCUCAGCAGCAGGACAUCUGUAGAGAGCUCCAAAAAGAGAAGCAAACUCUACAGACACGUGUAGAAGAGCUAGAAAAGCAUGUAGCCGAACUGAUGGAGCACGUGCAAGCAUUGAGGGAGAGAGAGAGACUCUUGGUGGCUUUUCCAGAGCUCAACAACUGGGCUCACAUUCAACCGCAAAGCACAGGAAACCUGAUUUUGGAUAUGGAGCAACAACAGCAAUCAAAUAACAUUCGCAUCAAAAUUCUGGAACAGGAAAAUUUUACUCUACACAAAAGCCUCGAGAAACUACGACAAAGAGGAAUGUUGAAUAUCACCAAAGAAGCUCCGUCUCAACCCACAUGAAGCCAGGAACAAAGUGAACCAGCUGUAAGCCUGAGCUUGUCAAGUCCAAGAAAUGAAAUCAACAAAAAUACUAAAAUAAAAUUUAAAAAAAUGCUUUUGA
This is a messenger RNA of Xiphophorus couchianus (Monterrey platyfish), 1967 nucleotides long. It is a transcript of the gene ccdc157, whose product is annotated as coiled-coil domain containing 157. The record is from RefSeq and is a predicted model, not a curated record. The coding region runs from base 29 to 1867 and encodes 612 amino acids. Lineage: Eukaryota; Metazoa; Chordata; Actinopteri; Cyprinodontiformes; Poeciliidae. The transcript is spliced from 9 exons.